Caenorhabditis elegans is the source of this 2516-nucleotide messenger RNA. It is a transcript of the gene nhr-85, whose product is annotated as Nuclear hormone receptor family member nhr-85. Lineage: Eukaryota; Metazoa; Nematoda; Chromadorea; Rhabditida; Rhabditidae. Gene Ontology annotation, cellular component: nucleus. Gene Ontology annotation, biological process: regulation of DNA-templated transcription; regulation of gene expression. The transcript has 7 exons. Gene Ontology annotation, molecular function: zinc ion binding; sequence-specific DNA binding; DNA-binding transcription factor activity. The coding region runs from base 22 to 1566 and encodes 514 amino acids. The record is from RefSeq and is marked reviewed.
AAUACCUAUUCCUUCAUCAUCAUGGACCUCUCCACAAGCGGAAGUCUACCAUGUCAUCUCCCACUCUCCCUGCUCACCAACCUACAAACUCCACCAAUUGACACCUCAUUCUCCUCACCACCUGCCACGUCAUCAUCAUCUCUACUGAGCCCAUCACCAUCAUCUGCAUUCCGUCCGGUGGUCCCAAAAAGUUUGAUGAAUCCACAACCGGCGAUGGACACAUUCUACAUGUCGGCUAUCCAGUCACUGGUGGUCUCAACUACAAAUGACGAUCAAUACAGUGAACAUGGAGCACUUGAAGGCAGUAAAUCACUAGCCAAGGACGAGAACGCCUCCACAUCAGCUGGCACAAUUCUGUGUCAAGUGUGUUCGGACAAGGCCAGCGGUUUUCAUUAUGGUGUUUUUGCGUGUGAAGGAUGCAAGGGUUUCUUCCGUCGUUCCAUCCAGCAAAAGAUCACCUACAGAGCGUGCACACGGGCCGAAGACUGCCUGAUCCUUCGUAACAACCGUAACAGGUGUCAGUGCUGCAGACUGAAGAAAUGCCUAGCAGUUGGAAUGUCUAGGGAUGCCGUCCGAUUUGGCAGAGUGCCAAAACGUGAGAAAGCACGAAUGUUUGAGGAAAUGCAAAAGACAAAUGUUCAAUCACAAAGAGAUCAAAUUGCAAUUCAAUAUGAGAAUUUGACAGAGGUCAUGCACAAAAUCAAUCAAGCUUUUGGAACUUUGCAAGCAACGCUCGAAAAGUGCACGGGACCAAUCUACACAGACAGGUGUCCUAUUACAAGCAAUUUUAUUGUAAUUCCGUUGAAAGCCGCCAUCGACUUUGCCAACUCUAUUCCAGCGUUUUUAUCGAUUACUCAGACACAGAGAGUACACUUGUUACAGAACAGCGUAUUUGAUGUGAUGCUUCUUGCCUCGGCCUCCGCCUCAACAUCCCAACACUUCCCACCAGGAGGCUUAACCUACGACCAGUCAUCCGCCAACCCAAUUAUCCCCCAGGCAAUUCAAUCGAUAUCCGCCAGAAUUCGACAACUUCCACCACAAACUGUCCCGAUUCUCACAGCGAUUGCAGUUUGCCAGGCGGAUUUGUUGCCGGAAAGUCAGCAGCCAAUGCUACUAGCUGAACGUCUUUGGUGUGUACUUGGAAAGCUCGGAGGUAUCCAAUCAUUGGCAACUGCACCAUCUCUGUUGGCUGAUGUUCGUACUUUGAGACAGUGGCAUAGUGAUCGACUUCGGCAGAUGUCUCAAAUUUCUCAGCACUUCUCGCAAAAUCUCCUGAUUGCUCCAGUAGCUGCUGCAGCACCCGUACUUCUUCCACCGGCAUUCUUGUCCCCACCCGCAUCGGCGACAUCAACGUCAUCAUCAUCAGUAAAAUCGGAAUUCAUCGAACGUCAUCCAUCGAUCGCCUCACUUUUGGAGAGACCACGUCGAAUCAGCAGUUCUGGAGCACAAGAGCCUCUGAAUUUGUCACUUCCUCACGUACGUCAUCAAGUGAAAAGAGACGUGGAUUCUGAUGAGCAAUUAGAGGAGAUGAAGGUAUCGCCUGUGCCAACGACACUCUCCGAAUAAUCAGUGAUGAUCUGGUUUCACGAUCCAAAAGCAUCGUUGAGCAACUAUUCGUUCGAACUCUUUGACUUGAAGCGUACAGUGAAGCCUGUUUUCUUCGGAAUUCACGGCUUGAUUUCUCAUCCCGAAGACAGCAUACUACUCGGCCGAACUCUUCGCGGAAUCGUCCUGAAAUGUUUUUUUUGUUUAGUUUUAGAUUUUUUUUUUUAAGUUUUUCUUUCUUUUAUUUUUCGGUUUCAUUAAAUUUAGCGUAAUUGAUUUAGAUUGUGGCAAAAAUUUUAGCUUACUAGACUCCCUGAAAGCCGAGUUAUACCCCGUUGAAGUUACGUUGGCCUAGAAAAAAGCUAGGCCGCCAUCUUCAAACUAUUAUAACUGUGCUCCAAGUUGUCCAAAUGAACUGAAACUGUAUUGCUAGACUAAACAGUUUUGAUCAACUCUAGUGUGGAUAAUUUGGUGGCCUAGAAAUAUUAAUUUCAAAAUCAUGGAAUUUUCUAGGCCACCUUACUUGAAACUUUUUACUUUAUUUAAUGGAAUUUUUGAUUUUCUCAUAGAGUUUGACAUUUUCUGAAAUUAUCAAGCCGUUAAGUCAUCUGAGAGUAAAACUAAGCCGUUUUGAAAAUUGAUGGCCUAGCUUUUUUUUAGGCCAUCAGUUUAAAAAUGGUCAUAAGUUCCUUCCCAGGUGCACUAGGAUUCUAAAAUUUUUGCCACUGACUAAAUCGGCUACGCUAAAUUCAACAAACGUACUUAUUCUACGGGUCCGAAAUAUCCGAUUUUCUCACAUUUCCCUUCCCAUAAUUUCUGACCCGGUUGAUUUCUAGGCAUUGUUACCGUAACCCCCACCCACCCCAUCAGUUGAAAUCUCAAAAUUGAAUAUCUCACGUGUACAUAUCUCACUUUUUUUCUGAUUUUUCGUUUGUUUGAUUUUUUAAAAUUAUAUAUAAAUCUGUUGGUUU